Molecule: messenger RNA, 2915 nt
Organism: Vollenhovia emeryi
Lineage: Eukaryota; Metazoa; Arthropoda; Insecta; Hymenoptera; Formicidae
Gene: Dnaaf5
Product: dynein assembly factor 5, axonemal
Exons: 6
Coding region: 228-2795 (855 amino acids)
Biological process (GO): outer dynein arm assembly; cilium movement; inner dynein arm assembly
Cellular component (GO): cytoplasm
Molecular function (GO): dynein intermediate chain binding
Source: RefSeq, a predicted model, not a curated record
UACAGAAAAUGUGAGUUUAAAGUGGCGACAGUUUCGUCAAACGAGACCACAGAUUACGUAAGAAAACAAGAUCAUCUAUCAACCCGAAUGCCAGUGCGUUGUCAUAGAGACACGUACAGUGUUUAGGUCGAUAUUUUACUUUGUAUUCCGCGAGAGUUCAUAUAACGGAUUUGUAUUUUUAUAUUUAUUAUCUUGAUUCUUUAAGAAAGAAAUCCAUUUCAGAUAACAUGGCGAUGGAUCUCGAGUUAAGUAAAAUUAUCGUUUCGUUGCAAGCGGACGAGAAGAAUCGUCGCAGACAAGCGCUGGAGGAUAUAAUGAAAAAUAUAUCGCAGGAGGAUAUGUCGAGGCGACCGGAAGAUCUGGUUAAGAUAUGGGAAAGCGUGCACAGAUUUCUAGUUAGAAUUCUGAACGAUAACGUGGAGACGUGCCGAGAUCUAGCCGUGGGGAUACUGAGAAUAUUUCUGGAGUCUCUGCCGCCCGAUGACAAGCACAUAAUCUACGUUUUACCGCUAAUGUCCAGACGAUUGGGCAUGCAGGAACUGAUCGAGCCGUCGGAGGAAGUGCGACUGAAAUGCGUGUCUCUUCUACGACUGAUAAUUUCGAGAUAUAAGGAUUUGUUGGCGCCGUAUAUUCAGGAUGUGACGGGGAUAUUGGCGCGCACCGUUACGGACAAUUAUCCGAACGUGAAGAAGGAGAGUUGCAGAUGCAUAUCGGACUACGCCAAGACUCUGUCGAGACAUUUCUAUUCGCAAUCGGAGUAUUUAGUGAAGCCGAUCCUGGGCAAUUUUACGCACCAACAUUACAGAGUUCGGCUCGCCGCGGUCGAGGCAAUAGGCGACGUGCUUCAGUAUGGAAAUAGCAAGUCGAUGGAAGAAGUGGCAACUCCUCUGGCGCAGAGGCUCUUCGAUCAAAGUGGAAUUGUCAGGGAAGGUGUAAUUAAGGUCGCCGGCCGCUGGUUGGUGGAGCUGCCUGACAGAUACGGCUGGUGGUGCAAACUUCUUCCCCUGAUCAUGACGGGAUUGCACGACGAGCUCGCGGAGAUUCGUACGAAAGCGGCAGAUAUGUGGGACGCUGCGGGAAAAUUGUAUUUGCAGGAAAACGAAAACGACGAGAAGCUGAAGGAUAAGAUGGACUUUCUCACGGAAGACCCAGAGCAUUAUCCUCCGGAAGUUUCUAGGCCGAAUUUAGGAUGUCGCGUGAUCGCGCAGCAGAAUUUAUGCAAGCUUAUCAACGGUAUCAGCGUCGAACUCGGAGAUUGGUUGCCGGAUAUACGUGUGCGCUCCGCGCAAUUACUCUGUGUGCUGAUAUUAAAUGUCGAGGAGGAUGUUACGCAACACAUCGAAAAGCUCUUGCCGCCUAUGUAUCGCGCAUGCAAUGACGAGGAUAAGAGGGUCAUCGGUUGCGUGGAAACUGCGGCGCGAUAUCUCGGCUACUUCGUGCAACCCAAGAUUUUCUGCUGCCUGGUGCUUCCCACUCUGGACGAAUUCCCGACAGCCGGCCACCUGCGUGUCUUCGCGGCUAUCAUUAGCGGUAGCGAACGAGGGGCUCUGUCGGAACAGCUCGACAAAAUCGCCAACUUCUUGCAGCAGCCGGAUAUCUGUCAGAGUAAAAAGAGCAACUAUCAGCGCCAGAUACUGUCCUGCUGCAAUUCCCUUCUCGUAGUUUGCAAAGAGGAUUGCACGGUGGUUACGCAAGCUUUGUUCGACGUGAUAUUCACCGUGUGCGCGAUGAGCGCGGAGUUCUCCGUUCGCGAGGAAGCGGACAGACUCUUGGACGUACUCGUCGACGUAAACUCGCUAAAGGACAUCGAGGAUCUCUUCCGCAGCCACGUGAGACCGCUGAUAACGUCGAUUCGCGACGACUGCGCCUCGUGGACGGUUUACAGCGCGGAGUCGCACAUUUUUGGCGCUUGUUUGAGCCGCGCCGGAGUCGCCAUGUCGCGUAACAUGGACCUCGUGUUGCCUGUCCUCGAGAAAACCAUGAGCAAGGACGCCGACCCCGAGCUGAAGCUGCGACACUUUAUUCUGCUCUCGGAGUACUUUCUGAACAAUCAGAGUUUACAUCGCCACAUCGAGGACCCGCGUAGAUUCGUGAACACGAUUGUCGGGGAACUGAUCGUGCCUGGGUUGAUCUGGGCCGCCGGCAGGGCGGCCGAAGCCAUUCGCACGGCCGCCGUUUGCUGUCUCUGCGCUGUUCUGCAGAACAAGAUAAUUAAUCCCGACGAGUGGGAUGAGACCAAGAGAGCGGAGUCGUCCGCGAGCGAGGAGAACGAGACAGCUGGGGCGCCUAUCACGGCGGAGCAGUUCCCGUCCAUCUUCGACAAGAUCGUGCCCGUCCUGGUCAGUCUGGUGGACGACAAGGCGAAGAAGACUCGACUGUACUCCAUGCGCGCCAUUUGUCUACUGAUGACGAUCGGGCGGAGGCUGUCCUGUCUCAACGACCAGCAUGUCCAUCGCACGUAUCCGGUGAUACUGAAAAGACUCGACGACGGGUGCGACGACGUUCGCUACGCCGCGGUGGAAGCGCUCGUGGACGUGUGGAGCGCGGUGUCCGAAGACUACGACACUGUCGUCAGCAAGAGCCACGUCGAUGCCCUGUACACGACGAUGAUUAUUCAUCUGGACGACCCGGAGUCUCGCUUCCAAGAGAUAAUGUUGGAUGCGUUAAAGCGUGUCGCGAGGAUCUAUCCCGAGCUACUGCACCAAAAGCUGCACGGCUGCCGGUCGAAUUUCAGGAACAAAGCGGGAGUGGACGCGCUCUUGGAAUAUUGCCGGGAUAUGUUCAGACGAGAUUGAAUUCGUUUCCCAAGCAGAGACGCUUCUGCAAUCCGAUAGAAUAGAAUUGUGUGUCUUAAGCCUUGUGUCCACGACCCAAGAAAGUGUCCAAGUUCUAGUUCCAAGAAAUGUGUAGCCAAU